This is a messenger RNA of Brienomyrus brachyistius, 2638 nucleotides long. RefSeq names its product granulocyte-macrophage colony-stimulating factor receptor subunit alpha-like. The coding region runs from base 630 to 1784 and encodes 384 amino acids. Lineage: Eukaryota; Metazoa; Chordata; Actinopteri; Osteoglossiformes; Mormyridae. Gene Ontology annotation, molecular function: cytokine receptor activity; protein binding. The transcript is spliced from 11 exons. Gene Ontology annotation, biological process: cytokine-mediated signaling pathway. The record is from RefSeq and is a predicted model, not a curated record. Gene Ontology annotation, cellular component: external side of plasma membrane.
UUUACACCAUUAAAAUACACAGUGAAAUGAGCGUUUUAUGUCUCCUGUCUGUGUAGGCGACCAGAGAUUCGUGCGCGCAUUUUGAAACGAAACCGUUUCACUACAGUAAAACAAGGCAGAAUUUCUCUCUCCGGCUUUCCUGUAAUAUUUCUGUGCUCGGUCUGUUUGUCAGCCAGUCUGCUUGUUGUCUUACCUUUCAUAUAUGCGUGUUUGUGUGCCGGUUUUAUGGUAGACAUAGAUUUAGUGAGCAAUGGAGUAAAAUCCCCCCGAAAGCAGAAACCUCCCAGUCCGGAAAUUCCCACAGAUGUAAGCAAAUCUACAUAACUCCGUGACGUAUAUAUGUCCGCUAUGUCUAUCUUAAAACCUAAGCAUUACAAAGACGUGUUGGUUGACUUUAAUUGCGUUUUCAAAAAUAUUAUAUUGCCGGACACAAUAUGUAAAAUACAGAAAAUUCUGCUACGAAGUAUAAGUUUUACACCACUCUCUUCCUAGUCAGACGUAUCGCAACUUCCGUACAGAAUCAUGCUUUCCAGUAAGAGAAGUGAAACCUUUUUUCUGUUUUUUUGCAUUUUACGAAAGAAGCUAAACGUGUUCGUGCUGGCAGGACAUCCAAACGGAAAGGACAUAGCAUGGCCCAAAGUGUUUUGAUGUGGCUCUUCUUGGCCGCACUGGGCGCUUCAUAUUUCCUGAGUGAGGCACAGACAGAAGGCUCAGAAACCGAGGAGGAUGAUGAUCAAGAUGUUGACUAUGACGAUGAAUUUUUUGAAGUCAACCUUUUCUUGAGGAAUCAGAGUGGAUAUAUGACCAAAGCGAAUUCUUCAAGACUCCCUCAAGUCGAAUAUGAAAACUUUACAAAAUCAAACUACUUGGAGGGCAUCGAAGGGCUUCCUCUGAAAAACCUUUCCUGCAUUGUGUACAACCACCAUCACCUGCAGUGUUCCUGGGCUGCCCUGAAGCUGCCCGCGGAUGCUCACUGUCACCCUCACUGUCACCCUCACUGCACCCUCACUGUCAGACAGCCUGAUCUCAGCACCACAAACUGGAACUGUCCCACCGGCACAAACGGAAAUGUUGUGGCAUGCCAGGCUAUAAUUAAUUAUGAGGCAUUACACAUGAAUUUACAGAUCAACGUGUCACUCCCAGAUGUGUGGUACCUCCACUCUCAGGAUUAUGAUGUAAAAAAUAUCGAAAAACUUAACCCUCCCCAGAAUAUAUCAAUGUCAGCUGUUUCUAAACAUAUCGUAAUCCGAUGGGACACUCCAUCCAGCAUUGGUGACCAUUGCUUCACUUACCAGUUAAAAAUCAACAAUAAUUCUGAGGUUAUUAAUGUUACUGCACAAAGGGACUAUACUAUAGCAGGGGCAGAUCCGACAAGGAGGUAUUCUGUGCAGAUGAGAGUCACCAAAACUGGGAUCUGCAGAAUAAACCAUAUAUGGAGUGACUGGAGUGACGUCUUGGUGAUGAAUCCCAUCAACCCCUCUGUAAUAAGCCUCGUGAUAAUAGUCAUCAUCACCUUCUGCAUUCCCAUGUUAGUGCUUUCCGUCCUGCUGCUCAUCAAACUGAGGAUCUGCGAGAAGCUGUUUCCUCCGGUUCCAGGACCUUCCAGAAAAAUAAAGAUUUUGCUGGAAAGAGAAGAUUUUUCAUGGAAACCAGGCCAGACAUACAGCAAGGGAAACAGGGACUACACAAUGGCAAGAUGCGGCUGUGAAGAGGAAGCAUGUGGAGGAAACAGUGACGCUGAAAACAGGCCACAUUUGUUGAAUUGCUGGACAGCCUCCAUCUAGACUUUUAUUCUAUCUGUAAUUUUAUUCCUUUGUGGCUUCCUUUAUUCUUACAGUGAUUUGCACGUACAAUUUUUACAGUGUUAACUGAAGAAUGAACUGAAUUUUUGAAUGUUUUCAGGUUUAAAUCAGCCAUGGGGGGGGGGGGGGUGUGCAAAGGGGUACAUGAAUACAUUUCAGAGGUAAAGUAAGGUGCAGUGUUACAGUUCAUACCCCUGUACACCAUUCAUUGUGGCGUGAGUUGAAAAACAUAAAACACUAAUAGAAAAGGCAUUUUAUUUUUAAGGGGGCUGCCACUGAUUGUUAGAUCACUGAGAAAAUGUCCUUUUUGUGGUAUAAGUUAUAACAGCACAGUUACGGAUUCAAAUAGCAGGUUUCUCUGCUCUGUUCCUUAGGGCUGAUAUCUGUGCAGCAUUUGAAUUCAGUUUUGUCUUUUGGUUUCAUAUAAAUCCUCCAAAGCGGACCUGCUGAUUUCAGGCAAUAUCAUCAUACUCCACGCAAAUAUUUUAAGUAAAGGCCAUGGUUGUACACUUUAGAAACUAAGCUAAUAUUUGGAUUUUUUGAAUGAAGGUAAACAGUGUUUAAGCUGCAGGGUGGUUAAAUUAUGGCGAAAGCUUUUCUGGUGUGAUUUGAAUUUGCUGCAAAGCAUAAACACACCACUGACAGACUGGCAUAAAGGGUCUGUCAUUUGGCAGCAACUUUUGAAGUUAUUUUGAUCAUGAUAUUUACUGGACAGGUUCGGUGUCUGUCCAGUUUGAAACAAACUACUCAAUUGGUGUAUGUAACAUGCUGUUUUAGAAUAUUGCAUGUAUGUAUAGAAUUUUUACAUGCUGGAAUAAAGAUGCUUUAAAAAUUUG